GUCUGGGAAGGGGACCUCAUGAGUAAAGGACUAGCAAAGGAGAGGUGCUUGGAAUUUUAUAGGUAUGAAAAGGGUAGGUGUUAGUCUUUGCUGGACAAAGUUCUGUCUGAGUCACACAGGAGGCUGCUUUGUCCUCUGACUCAUGAAGUUGUAGGGAUUUGUGAAAAUCCGUCAAGUUCGAGUUCUGAGAGGGGAAGGCCCAUGCCAACUUGGCUAUAACCUGUGUCCAUAUAUCAUGAACUCCUUUCCAAAACUGAUGCUUGCCCCCCUUGGGGAUAAUCCCAGUUACAGGAAAGUCCUGGGGAAAUCUGAGGGUCUGCACCACCCGUGGACACAAAGCCAGCUCAUGGAAUGUGCACACCACAGGUUUCAAAAGUCUUGUAGCAUGAGGCUGAGCCCGCCCAGAAGUCCGGGUGUCACAGAGCCAAAGCCUCAACCCUUCCAUCAAGGGGACCACUCCAGAGGCCAAGUCUAGUAGACCGGGGCGGGGGAGGGCUCUGCUAAAUGAAACCCUUCAGGACCAUGCAGGCAGCCAGCCUUCCAUACAACCCAGCCAAUGCCACCACCCUGUCAUUGGAGAAAGGCAGACCAGAUGGGAGCCUCACUCCGCCCUUCUCCCGUCCCCCACCCUCCUCUGCCUUGCACACAACAUAUAGCAUCGAGCACUUGGCCUGAGAAGUGUGCUGCCUGAGAUUUGGUCUCCGUGAGGAGAAUGCAGCCUCAAGGAACCAUCUUUGUGGCUCUUCCCCACCUGGGGCCCAUCCUGGUCUGGUUGCUCACCCGUCGAACGUCUGGUUGGUACGACAGCCCAAAGAAGCCACCCUGGUGCCCACCUCACAAGGUCUUGAUGGCAGGGUGGAUAACCAUCUACUUUGUCAUAGGCUAUGCCUCCUACCUGGUGUGGAAGGACCUGGGAGGGGGCUUUGGGAGGCCCCUGGUCCUGCCUCUCGGCCUCUAUGCUGUGCAGCUUGCCAUCAGCUGGACUGUCCUGAUUCUCUUUUUCGUAGCCCGCACCCAUGGUCUGGCCCUGCUGCACCUGCUGCUGCUCUACGGGCUGGUGGUGAGCACAGCGUUGAUCUGGCAUCCCGUCAACAAGCUGGCUGCCGUGCUCCUGCUGCCUUACCUGGCCUGGCUCACCGUGACCGCUUCCAUCGCCUACCGCCUGUGGAGGGACAGCCUCUGUCCAAGCCAGCAGCCUCAGCCCAGUGGGGAGAAGAGCGACUGAGGCACCAGGGACAGGAGAGGAGGGAGGAUGGCCAGGGUAGGGGUAGAAGAGAAUGGCAAGGAGGGCUGUGGAGCUAUUCUGGAGAGAGGGAAGGUGGGGGGCCAGGGAGCGAUGAAUCCCUAGAGACGACUCGGCCCAGCGUGGUCACCGUCCCGGGUCCCCUGGUGCCAAUUUUCAUUCGAUUUCAGAAAUGGGAAGAAAGGGAAGAAACUUAUUUUACACUUAAUAUGAAUUAAUUAAUCCUGCACUAAUAAAUUAAUUUAGUGAUAUCAA
Molecule: messenger RNA, 1498 nt
Organism: Felis catus (domestic cat)
Lineage: Eukaryota; Metazoa; Chordata; Mammalia; Carnivora; Felidae
Gene: TSPO2
Product: translocator protein 2
Exons: 4
Coding region: 713-1225 (170 amino acids)
Cellular component (GO): membrane; endoplasmic reticulum
Molecular function (GO): cholesterol binding
Source: RefSeq, a predicted model, not a curated record